CUCUGGAUUCACUCUGAUAUUUUAUUGCAGGUAUGGCCUCGCAUGUGCAAGUUUUCUCUCCUCACACCCUUCAGUCAAGUGCCUUCUGUAGCGUGAAGAAACUGAAAGUAGAGCCAAGUUCGAACUGGGAUAUGACUGGGUACGGCACACACAGCAAAGUCUACAGCCAGAGCAAGAACGUACAGUCCUCCCAAGCAGCCGCCGCAGCCGCCGUCAACGCCUCCCUCCAGAUCCCCAAUCCGAGCAUCCCUUACGAACAGACCAUCAUCUUCCCAGCAAGCACGGGGCACAUCGUGGUGACGUCUGCCAACAGCACUUCUGGUGUGGUGGCAGUGUCUGGGCAAACACUGGGCGGGCCACAUAACCUGAUGCGACGCAGCACUGUGAGCCUUCUGGACACCUACCAAAAAUGUGGACUUAAGCGAAAGAGUGAGGAGAUAGAGAACACGAGCAGCGUGCAGAUCAUUGAAGAGCAUCCACCAAUGAUUCAGAACAAUGCCAGUGGGGCCACUGUAGCCACCGCCACCACCUCCACGGCCACUUCCAAAAACAGUGGCUCCAACAGCGAAGGGGAUUACCAGCUGGUGCAACAUGAGGUGCUCUGUUCCAUGACCAACACGUAUGAAGUGUUAGAAUUUCUUGGCAGGGGAACCUUCGGACAAGUAGUCAAAUGCUGGAAACGUGGCACUAAUGAGAUUGUGGCCAUCAAGAUCCUAAAGAACCAUCCUUCCUAUGCCCGGCAAGGCCAGAUUGAAGUGAGCAUCCUGGCUCGGCUGAGCACAGAAAGUGCAGAUGACUACAACUUCGUCCGUGCGUAUGAGUGCUUCCAGCACAAGAAUCACACGUGCUUGGUCUUUGAAAUGUUAGAGCAGAACCUCUAUGAUUUCCUAAAACAAAACAAAUUCAGUCCCUUGCCCCUUAAGUACAUUCGACCAAUUCUCCAGCAGGUAGCAACUGCCCUAAUGAAGUUGAAAAGCUUGGGACUGAUUCAUGCUGAUCUUAAACCAGAGAACAUCAUGUUGGUAGAUCCAUCCCGACAGCCAUAUAGGGUCAAGGUCAUAGACUUUGGAUCAGCUAGCCAUGUGUCUAAAGCUGUGUGUUCUACCUACCUUCAAUCCAGAUAUUACAGAGCCCCGGAAAUCAUCCUCGGUUUACCAUUUUGUGAAGCAAUUGAUAUGUGGUCAUUGGGAUGUGUCAUUGCAGAGCUGUUCUUGGGCUGGCCUUUGUACCCAGGAGCUUCAGAGUACGAUCAGAUUCGCUAUAUUUCACAGACGCAGGGCUUACCAGCAGAGUAUUUGUUAAGUGCAGGGACAAAGACUACAAGGUUUUUCAACAGGGAUACAGACUCACCGUAUCCUUUGUGGAGGCUGAAGACACCAGAUGAUCAUGAGGCAGAGACGGGGAUUAAGUCGAAGGAAGCAAGGAAGUAUAUUUUCAACUGUUUGGAUGAUAUGGCACAGGUAAAUAUGACAACAGAUUUGGAAGGAAGUGAUAUGUUGGUGGAAAAGGCAGACCGACGGGAGUUUAUAGAUCUGUUAAAGAAGAUGUUGACGAUAGAUGCUGAUAAGAGAAUAACACCAAUUGAAACUCUGAACCACCCUUUUGUCACCAUGACGCACUUACUCGAUUUCCCUCACAGCACACAUGUUAAGUCCUGCUUCCAGAAUAUGGAGAUUUGCAAGCGGCGGGUGAAUAUGUAUGACACUGUGAACCAGAGCAAGACACCAUUCAUCACCCACGUAGCCCCGAGCACAUCUACCAACUUGACCAUGACUUUUAACAACCAGCUGAACACAGUGCACAACCAGACCACCAACCUGGCUCCCACCUCCUCCAGUGCCACUAUUUCCUUAGCCAACCCCGAAGUCUCCAUACUAAAUUACCAAUCUGCACUCUACCAGCCCUCAGCAGCGUCCAUGGCUGCGGUGGCCCAGCGGAGCAUGCCCUUGCAGACAGGAACAGCGCAGAUCUGUGCCCGGCCCGACCCCUUCCAGCAAGCUCUCAUCGUCUGCCCACCAGGCUUCCAAGGGUUACAAGCCUCUCCUUCGAAGCAUGCUGGGUAUUCAGUUCGGAUGGAGAAUGCUGUUCCCAUUGUCACUCAGGCUCCUGGGGCUCAGCCUCUUCAGAUCCAGCCAGGACUCCUCGCACAGCAAGCAUGGCCCAGCGGCACACAGCAGAUCCUGCUCCCUCCUGCCUGGCAGCAGCUGACUGGGGUGGCCACCCACACUUCUGUCCAGCACGCGACCGUCAUCCCUGAGUCCAUGGCAGGCACCCAGCCGCUGGCAGACUGGAGAAACACCCAUGCUCAUGGCAGCCAUUAUAAUCCCAUCAUGCAGCAGCCCGCGCUGUUAGCUAGCCAUGUGACUCUCCCUGCAGCCCAGCCCGUCAAUGUGGGUGUUGCUCACGUCAUGCGCCAGCCGCCCACCGCUGCCACCUCCGCCAGGAAGAGUAAGCAGCACCAGUCGGCGCCUCGAAAUGCAUCCACCUACGAAGUUUCGUCCUCUCAGUCCAUCAGCUCGCCUCAGCGGUCGAAACGAGUGAAGGAAAACACACCUCCUCGCUGUGCCAUGGUGCACAACAGCCCUGCCUGCAGCACUGCCGUCACCUGCGGCUGGGGUGACGUGGCCACCAGCACCACGCGGGAGCGGCAGCGGCAACCCAUAAUCAUUCCCGACACCCCCAGCCCCGCAGUGAGUGUCAUCACUAUCAGCAGCGACACCGAUGAAGAGGAGGAGCAGAAGCAUGCACCCACCAGCACCUUGUCCAAGCAAAGGAAGAACGUCAUCAGCUGUGUCACUGUGCAUGAUUCCCCCUACUCUGAUUCCUCCAGCAACAACAGCCCUUACGCCGUGCAACAUCGUGCAGGACAGAAUAACGGGAACACGUACGACACCAAAGGGGUUCCAGAGACUCACUGCAGUGGGAACCCCCGAACGAUCAUCGUGCCACCACUGAAAACCCAAGCCAGUGAGGUGUUGGUAGAGUGUGAUAGCCUGGCACCAGUCACCACCAGUCACCACUCAUCCUCCUACAAGUCCAAGUCCUCCAGCACCGUGACCUCCACCAGCGGUCACUCUUCAGGGAGCUCGUCUGGAGCCGUUGCCUAUAGGCAGCAGCGACCAGGAGCACAUUUCCAGCAGCAGCAGCCUCUUAAUCUAAGCCAGGCCCAGCAGCACAUCACGACUGAUCGCACAGGGAGUCACCGGAGACAGCAAGCCUACAUCACUCCAACGAUAGCUCAGGCCCCGUACUCUUUCCCGCACAAUAGUCCCAGCCACGGUACAGUUCAUCCUCACUUGGCCGCGGCUGCCGCUGCUCACCUGCCCACCCAACCCCACCUCUACACAUACACCACCCCGGCCGCCCUGGGCUCCACGGGCACCGUCGCACACCUGGUGGCCUCCCAAGGGUCUGCACGGCACGCCGUGCAGCACACCACCUACCCCGCCAGCAUCGUCCACCAAGUCCCCGUCAGCAUGGGCCCGCGGGUUCUGCCCUCGCCCACCAUCCACCCGAGCCGCGUCCCCCCGCGGCUCCCGGGAGCGGUUUGCCGUGCCGCACCGCGGCGUGUGCGGGAAGUUUAG
Molecule: messenger RNA, 3584 nt
Organism: Meleagris gallopavo (turkey)
Lineage: Eukaryota; Metazoa; Chordata; Aves; Galliformes; Phasianidae
Source: RefSeq, a predicted model, not a curated record